AUGGAUGUGCACGACAUGGAAGACUGCGGUAUACUGGAUGGGCUGCUGCGCCGUUUUCAGAAAGAUAAGCCCGUGGAGUCACUCUGUGAACUCUGGCAGGCAGUGGUUGAGGACGACAGCCAGAUCCGGGCCCCAAGGUCCCUGGUGGAGAGGUUCUUGCAAUGCGCCUGCACCUGCUGCAAGAUGAGGAACUUGGAGUUGCGAAUGGCUGCUUUGGAUGUUUUCAAUGACCUGGAGAAGUAUACCAUGCUUGCGGGCUGCACGCCAACGCUGCUGGAUCAACUGCUGCCAGCGCUAUUGCACAAUAUGGCACUGGCAGAAGAG
This is a messenger RNA of Symbiodinium necroappetens, 324 nucleotides long. Lineage: Eukaryota; Dinophyceae; Suessiales; Symbiodiniaceae. The record is from the annotation of a GenBank genome assembly.